AUGGUCUCAAUCUCUAGUUUCAAGUCUUCUUCAAUACAGCAUGAUGUUCAUUUAGUAAAUCAUUUGCAUACAUUUGAUAGGUCACUGCAGCGCUUUGCUCGACAUUUUGUUCCGGCGAAUAUUGAGCCAGAAUAAACUGUCUUUCUGCUCAAUCCUGCGUUUUGUUGUUGCUUUAUCUCUCUGCAUUAACACUCCUGCUGCUUCUUUGGCUGAAGUUUUUUAAGGUAUACCUAAAGUCAGUCUGAACGUUGCCUUAGGCUACAUCCACACAGCUACGUUUCCGCUUUGAAACGUAUAUCUUUUGCUAUGUUUAUGCGUAGCGUCCACACUACUCAGUCAUUACGUGUCUGUCCCUGAUUUGUCAUGCCGCCGGAAGCCAUAAAACUUUGUAUAAAAAGUAAAUUUGAUGCGUUUGUGUGUGAGAGAGAGAGAGAGAAGAGAGAGAGAGCAGCAGUCUUGUAACAAAGUUUGAAAAAUAAAACUUGAAAGAAUGAUCCCAAUCGCUUCCACGCAGUGAGCCAAACAACUUAUUAACAAAACAUUGGUAUCGGAUUAGUACUCUGUAUCGGCCAAUAUCCAAAGCCAAGGUAUCGGUAUUGGGUCUGUCUGUUUGAGUAUCGAAAGGAAGAUCUUAAGUAUCAAGCCAGACCUUUUAUUCGUCAAGAGUACUGUAAUACUGCCCGGUUUACGUGAAUAGUGAUGUGAUAUUCGUUUUCAGGCGUGUUAGUACGGACGGAAAUCAUUUCUAAAACAAUGCAGAUGUGGACGUAGAUCGUUUUUAGUUGAAAAAGUGUGGAUGUAGCCUUAAUCUAUGCCUCAACACUUGUUUCUGUUUGUUUCUACGGUGUGUCCGAAAUGACUUACUACUUACUAUACAGUGUUCCAUAUUGUGAGUCGUAAGCUACCAGCAUUAAGUGCAGUGUUUUCAGGAUUGUCUGAAUCUUUCGGUAUGAUCUAAUGUCACCUCCUGAAAUGGAAAUUGCGGUUCUGGUCUGUUACAUUUUUGCAAUGUGCAUUGUCUGCUGGUGCCAGUCUCAAUCCACCAGAGAUAAACAUGGAAGAAAAUAAAUGAGUUUGUGUCUGUUCCGGAUGUGUCCAGUGACCUUGUUUUCUAUUUGUUAUCUAUGUUUUGUUGCCUUUGCCCUCUCUGUACUUUCUUGCUAGUGAACACUCAGAAGUGAAAUAGACUGAAUUAAUGUGCGUCAUACAGCGCCAGAGUGGACGACUUCAAGACAAGACCAUCCAGAUGUUGGAAUUAACCCAUCCAAGAAGCUGAAGUCCAAUCCCAUUCAAUAACCCCAUCCUUUGUUUGUUUUUUUGUUGUUGUUUUUUUUUACUUUUCAGCUUUGCAUUGCUAUCGGAGCAUUGUGCCCCUUCUCCCGCUCCACGGCCCCUAACAAGCCCCUUGCUUGGAGGGCUCCACAGGAGCUCGCUCCUGAUUGGCCAGCAGGCUGCCUCCUUGCGGCUGGCUCAACUGAAAGCCCAGCUAGCAGUGACGCAGAUAAACAACGCUCUCGCUGUUGGCAGCCGAGCCGCGACCUACAUACCCACAACGCCCCCCUCCCCAACUGUUGCGGCCAUCAAUCUCCUUCACCUUCUGAAGAUCGCAAACACCAUGUCCCAUCCCCUGUACAACCCCUAUGCCUCUGGGAACCAAAGAGCCACCCAAGGGCAGUAUGGACUCUCCGGUGGACCGCCAGAGAGGGACCCUCGGACGGCAGCUCCUCGCCUUGGACCUGGGUCCAGCUUCAGCUCUCCUGGAACUUCUUCUGUGACUUCUGCCAACUCUGGGGGAAUAAUUCCGCCACUGCUGCCUCAGUUGAUGAGCUACAGGCCUGAACCGAGUAGGGCCAUUAUAGACAAGAACAUGGAGAGGUCUAUAGACAUGCAUAUUAGUAGAGCCAGAGAGGAGGUGAGGCUUCUUGGCAAACCAAUGCAACAGCCCAUAGACUCUCGCUUUACUGGCACUCAAAGGGAGCUUCUCUCCUCAGGCUCAGGGAUGGUCUCCUACUCAACGUCCUCAACCUCUGCCUCUCUAGGACGUAGAUACCCGGGAGUUGAAAGUGGCAGUAGCUCCUCGGACUGGUCAUUGAACUACGAAAGGCCCACUGGCGAUGAACCCUCAACAUUUUAUUCAUCGUCUGCUUCGUCUAACUAUGCAAGCGGUGUUGAUGGUAGGUUUAAUGCUUCCAGUGACAGAGAACGUGAUAUGCCGUCCAUUCCAGGGUUAGGUGAUUUUGACAAACCCUCUCCGGACAAUCCUGCGGCCCCUACAGAGCCCAAUCGACAAAAGUACACCUCUGAGUCAGCUUCUAACAUCCUUGUGCAUUUUGGACUUGAAAAAGAGGACUUGGAACAUCUCAUCUCGUAUCCCGAAAACCAGAUCACCCCUGCUAACCUGCCGUUCAUCUUGCGGCAAAUUCGCCUUGAGAAGACCAAGAGAGCUACGACUGAUGCUCAGUCAAAACCCCGUCCCGAACCCCAACCCACCAGAAUGAGUCAUUCUGGAGGGGCAGGGAUGCGCCAGGAGGAAAUAUCGCCGGCUGUUCGCCAGCCGAGUAAUGUGAUUGACUAUGGACAUACAGGCAAAUAUACUGGAGGGGCUGGAGAAGAGAUUGGAAGGACCAGCGUCAGUAGAGAUAACAGCGGUGGGAGUGGAAGUAUGUUGCCAAUGGACACUUACAAUAGUAGCAGACACGGUCGAGAACCACUGCAAAAAACAGAGGUGAAAAGCAGUGGCUUGGGUUUUUCUCGUGACCAGGCGAGUUCUGUUUCCAGUUUCAGCUCUUUGCACAGUUCAACACCGAGCUUUGUUUCUCCCCCAAGCAAUGAUCAGACUAACCGAUUGCAAACCCAAACAAUCGCCAACCCUUUCUAUCGGAAAGACACGGACAUCAGAGCUGUCAAGUCUGAAGCCUCCAAACCCAUUCCUUUGAAAGAACCAGAGGCAGAUCGCCAGUCAACAAUGAAAACCCAACCACCAUGCACUUUGUUACGUGGUGUGCAUCCUAGUAGACCUGGCCUUGUGCUCAUUGACAGUAAUGACACCAGAGGUAUUAAGAACCAGAGUAAAACCCCAGGACAGGGGUCAACCAUUGCUGAGCAGAUGCAGAAGCAGCCAGUGCAGCAGACGCAGCAGAUGCAGAAGCAGCCAGUGCAGCAGACGCAGCAGAUGCAGAAGCAGCCGGUGCAGCAAACACAGAUGCAGAAGCAGCCGGUGCAGCAGACGCAGCAGCAACCGAAGCAGCCAGUACCACAAGCCAUGUGGCCUCCAUUUUUUCCUGCUGCAAAGUCAGUUCCCCCUGCAUCUCACAUGCCCAGCAUCACUGAUGCCAUGCAGCGUCCGGUGUUCAUUCCUGUUGGUCCUCCCCCCAUCGUUAGUCCUCCAGCUCUGCCUCAGCCAAUCCCAGAUCUGAUGGGCUUCAUUCAUGGGACGAUGCCACCUUCCAACAGGCGGCCUCCGGCAAAGGCUGCAGUCUCCAAGGGUCUGCCAACAGCGGCCAUGAUGCAUGAUUAUGCAGCGGCUUCACCAAGACUCUUUCCACAUACCUGUUGUCUGUGUAACAGAGAAUGUCGUCGCAUGAAGGAUUGGAUCUCCCACCAGAACACCAGCUGUCACCUUGAGAGCUGCAGAGUCCUCCGAAAACAAUACCCGGAGUGGGAUGGUGAGAUUGCACUCAGCGCUGCAGGUAAAGAUGCCUCGCCCUCAGCCUCUUCACAGACUUCUCAGCAUCGUCAGAAAGCCAGACAUGGAAGCCGCUCCCGCUCGCCUAGUCCCCGUCGGCACCACCGCUCAGAGGGCAGACAGGAGAGACACAGUCGGCGAUCACGAUCACAAUCGCCGUACAGCUCCAGAUACACUCACAGAUCUCGUUCUCCUUCCCCGCGGUACGACCGCCCUACUUCCUCCCGCAAUUGGUCACGUUCAAGAAGUCCUGAGAGACAAUCUUCACCACGGAGAAGAGAUGAUAGAUGGUCGUCUCCGAGGUGGAGCGACGAGAGAUCGCCAUCGAGAAGGAGCGACGAGAGACAAUCGCCAUCGAGAAGGAGCGACAAGAGACGGUCGCAAUCAGGGAGGAGCGAUGAGAGACGAUCCCCCAAACGAAAGUCGAGCAAUACAGACAACUUGGUUAAGAAACUACUGGAAACAUCAGCUGUCCAGUCUCUGUCAAAACAGUCUGACCUGGAGACUGUGGUUAAAACUCUGGCUCCCGCCUUAAUGGCCGAGCUAGCCAAGAUGAAGUCCACAUCGUCGUCAUCCUCCGCUUCCAUUGGAGGAAAGCCCUCCUCGUCUUCUGCCUCUUCCUCCACCAAAAAGCCUUCUAAAGCAACUCCCAGUCUGAAAAAGAGCGAGUCUGAUGAAUCUUUGCUACCAACCGAGGUGGAACUGGAGGGGGUUAAUUAUUAUAUCCCUCACAAUGAAUUGUUGCUUGCUGUGAAGAACUUUGGAAAAACCAAGUCGGUUGUAAUGUUCCGGUCCACAGGGAAGGCAAUCGUGAGAUUCUAUAAAGAGGAAGACGCAAAGAAAUUGAUGAGCAUAAAGAGCCUCGAUGUGAAAGGAAUUCAAAUCACUGUUGUUGGAAGAAAGGAGACUGUUUCGAAGGAGCAAAAUAAGCCUCCCCGGAAAAAACCUUCCAAGUUCAGCAACGCCACACCUCAAACCACUUCCACUGCUCUUCUCUCUACUCCUAAAAAGCCUCCACCUUCACCUUCUGGAGCCAAAAGAGCUACAACAGGCAAACUCCAGAAAAGUGCAGCGAAAGGCUCAGUUAAAGGCUUGGCGACCCAAGCAAAAACGAAAAACGUCCCAGGCAAGCCGACAAAUAAAAUGAUAAAAACAGGAAAGUUGCCUGUGACAGGACGUGGGAGAAGGCCCGUGAGAAAGGCCGUGGUAAAGCAAAAAACAUCACCAGGAUCCAAGUCCACAACUCCAGAAAAUCAGCCUGAUGUAGAGAAAUCCAAACCAAAGGAAUCUGAAACCAAGGUUCAAGAAGCUGUGGCAAAAGACCCAGCCAAGGUUGUUGAAAAAGAACUUGAUGACGCAAAUGACGCCAAAGUUGCUGAACCAAUGGAGAUUGGUGAAAUGGGAGUUGAAGUGGUGGAGCCAAUGGAAGUUGGAAGUUGUGCUAAGGAAGAAGAAAAACCGACAAAUACGGAGGCUGCACCAGAAAGUUCAGCAGACAAAGCCAGUGAGAGUCAACCAUCUAAGAGUACAGUUGAUACAAGGCCAACAGAAACCUCUGUCACAGCUGUACCACACCUCCAGCAGAGCACCUUGUCAGAACCAGAGUCCACUGCACAAGGACCGAAGACUAAGACGGAGGCUUCACACAUGACAGAGCAGGCUGCAGGAAGCUCUACUGAAGCCACUGUGGAGGAAGAGCUGCCACGUGGAGGGACAGAAACAAUGGAAAAAGAAUUUGACUGUCAAGAAAAAUCUACAGAGGCUGCACCAGAAAGUUCAGCAGACGCAUCCAGUGACAGUAAACCAUCUAAGAGUCCAGUUGAUACAGAGCCAACAGAAACCCCUGUCGCAGCUGUACCGCACGUCAAGCAGAGCACCUUGUCAGAACCAGAGUCCACUGCACAAGGACCGGAGACCAAGACGGAGGCUUCACACAUGACAGAGCAGGCUGCAGGAAGCUCUACUGAAGCCACUGUGGAGGAAGUGCUGCCAGGUGGAGGGGCGGAGACAGAAACAAUGGAAAAAGAUCCUGAGAUGGCAGUGGAGACACAAGCAGAUGCAGAAUCAGCCAUGGAGGCUUCCGAAAGCAACAAGCCGCCUGUUACUUGUCUGACUUUUGGGGAGAUGAUAGAAAAGCACCUGUAUCGACAAAAAAUACCGUGCUUCAAGUGGAAAACCUGCCUCUCGCAGAAGUUUACUUCACCUGAUAGAAAGCUGUUGCUCAUCACCAACCUGCCGGAGUAUCACGACGGCUGCUACACAGAGGAAGACCUCGCCAAACUGCUCAUGCCACUUGGCUUUCAAUAUGCAGAAGACAGCAUCUAUGUUAUUCCUCAGACGUGCAUGGCCUUCGUCUUAAUGCCGGAAUUCAAGGAUGUGAUUAAGAUAUUGAAACUACAUAAGGGCAUUCAUUUCAAAGGGUCGAAACUUGCUUUCCAUGUUGUCUCUUGCAGCUUUGAAAUGGCACCGUUCUUCUUUUAUAAAACACUGAUGAAGCUGCUGCGUUUUCGGGGGGUUGUUGAUGCAUCAAAAAUUGUCUACAUCCAGAACAUUUCAUGGAGUGAGACCAGGGAGCUCAGACAAUCUUUGAAAAAAAUGCAGUUUGUCAGGAACUUCUUUCCUCUCCUAAACAAGGUAUUUGUUGAAUUUGAGGCCCCUGUCCAUGCUGAUCGGCUCGGAGUUUGGUACAGUUUCCUGAAACAAGCCCCUGAUCAUAAACUCUACAGGCUGGCCAUACCAUCCGUUGGGAAUCGUGUUUUACACUUACCAAAAUCUCCUGGGAAUGCUCUGCCUCCCCUCAAGGAUCUUAUUCGCGGGGCAAGGAUCCUGCAUACGAAAUGUAGCCUUCCGCAGGACACUCUUGGACCAUUUUGGGUCACGCUGAGAUCUCAUCCCUUUGUGUUCCCUACCAAGUCUCCUUGGUUCAUCAUCCCAAAGUACCAGACACUCAAAGUACUGCCUGAUAUUGAGAGGGCCAGACAAGGUUCCAGGUUCCCAACAAUCAUGUUGACCGGUUUGCCACCUGGAAACUACAGCCACGUGGACGUGGCCAGUCUGGUUUGGCGGUAUUUCCCCAAAUGGAACCUUCGCUCCAUGUACUACAACGUGAUGAUCUUACCUCUGCAGAGGAGGGCCUUUGUGUUUUUCACUGAUUGGACGUCGUGCUGCGAUUUCGUCCACGAGCACAUCAGAAAUCCAGUUUGUUUGAAAUAUUGCCUGCUCAGUGUUCACUUCGUCAUGGAGAACAUAUCUCCCAUAUCCAGUGAGGAGAUACUGUACAGAACUCUGAUGGCGUGGAGCAACGCUGGAGUUCCAGAGCCAAAGCUUCUGGAGGAGCGGUUGCUGUGUGUGGAGACCUCUGAGAUGUCUGUGGACAUCAUCGGGGUGGUCAUGGGAGUGGUGGCGUCUACUGCGCCCUUUGUCGGCUUUCUGCCACUCUCCAACAGGAUAUGCAUUGAGAUGGUCGACUCCAGCGGUGUAACAAAAAUGGUGGAGAAAUACAAGUCUUACAUACCAGACUCCUGUGACAGCUACGAUGCUUGGAGUAAAGUUCAACAUGUUGAGACUUUGAAGAGCCUUAAACAGCGUCUAAAAGAUGCUGGUGAUAACAUGGAAGCGAAACCCAUCAAAGCCCAGCCCCCAGCUGUGAAAUGUCAAACCCAGCCCUCUUUGUCUGAUAAUGGGUCACAACCUGCUCAGCAAACCAGUGGCUCUGGUGGAUCCACCAUUUCUGAGCCCACCACAGCUGGACCAAGUGCUAGUGCUGCAAGUUACGUAGCAAUAACGAAAGACCACGAGAAACCAGGAACAGAGUUUGCCAUGGACUCCACUUCUGGUCCUGAGGCAAAUGAAGGGGUAAAGAAAGCAGAAGAAAAGGGGGAAGAGGACCCACAAACAACUUCAAGCUUUACUGCUGAUGUUACGUCUUCAACUGCAGUCAGCAGUGGGAACACAGUCCCAGCUGCUUCCAGUCCUGCCCCAUCAGCCACAGCGCUCAUGCCUGAAAAAAGCGUUGCAGUACUUCCUCAGAUUAAUGCAGAUGUUUUCCAGGCCAUCGCGGCAGCAGUUCGCAACCACAGGCUCACCCGAGAGACCAGUUCCAAGAGUGAGGAGGAGAAUCCCAGCAAAAGCAACACAAGCUCUCGACCUGCAACGGCUGAAGACGCACCACAAAGAAAGGGUCAGGAUGAUUCUACAGAGGACAUCGAUUCAUCAGAUUCCUGUCGUUUUGAUGAGCUAAAUUUCAACAUGGAUGACUUUGUCACUGUCGACGAAGUCGGCGAUGACGUGGGUGACACGAGCCCCGAGCCUCAUAGCUCCUCCUCCUCCAAGCAAGGCUCCAGAUCAAGAAGAGAGAGGCAAAGCUCAGGAGUGUCUGCUGGCAGACGGACCUCAACAAGGUUUUCGAAAGACUCUAAGAGCGCAGCCUCUACCUCAUCUUCCUCAUCCAAGUCGAUUAAAGACUUAAGCUCGUCGGGCUCUGCGUCACCAAAAAAGUCCAAGUACUCAUUUGAGCCUACCAAAUCCCCUGUCAAACCCUCGGCCUCUGCCAGUGCCAGUAAGUCCUCCCCCUCUUCUUCUCCACUGUCUAUUGAAACCCCUUCUGCCCCUGGUCAGAAAACACAACAGAGCAACACACAAUCUCCAGCCAAAGCAUCCAACACUGCAUCCUCUGGUUUAAGCACCCGCUCAUCCUCCGCUGCACGUGAAACAAAAAGGAUAACAUCAGCAGCAACGGUCUCAAUAGGAAGUCGUUCUGAGCUGCUUAUAGAAGAAAAAGACACAGAGUGCACUGUGGCCAAGUCUGACCACAAAGUGUCAGCAGAAAGCAUCGCUGCAAAAACUGUUACAUCCGAGACAAAAAUGGAAACAUCAGAGAUGCAUCCACCUGAACCGGAACAUGGGUUAGAGUUGAGCCAAGCCCAGACUCCGGAGAUUGCUAUUAAUGUCAACGCACCUGAAGAGCAGAAGAGAAGCGAAGAGGAAAGGAAAGAAGAGGAUGUCGACAAACAUACAGCGGUGGAAGAGGAUGAAAGUUACCAAAUCCUUGAUUCACUUGAUGAUCAAACAGACGGACCGAAGGAUGAUGGGAACCAAGCCAGCAGCUCUGAAGCCCAGCUAAGUGGACCUAAAGGAGGCCAGACUUUGCACGACGAAAGCUUUCAGGUCUCGGACAGUGUCGACGAUGAACUCAAAGCCUGCCCACCGGAGUGUAAUGAAACGGAAAUCGACGGUUCUCUCCAAGUGUUGGACAGUGUUGCCCAAGGCAAAGCAACUACAGGUCAAGAGGACAGUCCCCUGGUUCAAGAUGACGGUUCCACAGUAAAGCAACUGUCUGAGGAUCACGAGACAAGUAAUGCAGAUACUUUCCAGGUGUUAGAUACUGGUAGUAAACACACUCUAAAGGAUAUGGGAGAUGGGAAGAAGAGAAAAGAGGAGGAAGUCAAAAUGUUUUCUGCAGAGUCCUGCAAUGCUGUCCACGAUGUGGAUAAUCGUGACAGCCAAAUUCCAAAUGAAGACCAGCCUCUUCAAGACCCCGACAACAAAGUAACUUUAAAAGACCCAGACAGGGAUGCUACUGAACAAGAAACCUUUGAGAUAUUGGAUUCAAUUGAUGAUCUUACUUCAGCAGAAGAUGACAACCAGAGCCUUGAAACUCCCAGUGACCACAUCUCUUCUCAAGAAGACAUUAGGCCCAUGGAGGAAGAGGAAGACACAUAUCGGGUAAUUGAUUCUGUGGAAGAUCAGCCAAUGACAGAGACUGGCAACACAGGAAAAAGGAACAUGCGAGGGAAGGCAACGGCUAGAAAAGAUGAUAGACCAUCAAAGAGGAGUGGCUCCACAACCACAGCACCCAAAAGUGAAGAGAAGGAGAAAUCGCCAAAGAAACCGGACAGGACAGUUAAAAAAUAUGAGACGCGGACGAAGAUGGAACUCACUGCAAGAGUUUCUAGGAAAGACAAAGACGUCUCUGAGGACAUGGUGUAUAAGAUAGUAGAUUCUGUUGACGACGAACCGCUUGCCACCAUAGAAAUGUCUGGUAGAAGAAGGAGUGCAAGAGGAAAGAAAGAGGACAAAAUCACAUUGGACCUCACAGAAGCAUCUGAAAAACCAGAGGAGGCUACAUACAAGAUUUUAGACUCUGUGGACGAAGAAACUGCCAAUGAUGAACCAACGAUGAGACCUACCAGAGGAAAAAGGGGAAGACCAGCUAAGAAAGAGGCUUCAAAUGAGAAGACAAAAACCGAGGACACGCCAACAAGACGGAGGCAAACUCCUGCCAGAGAGUCUCAGGAACGAAACAGGGAAAAAACACCAAAGAAAGAAGAGAGAGCCCCUCCGAAAGAGAGCACCCCAUCAAAGAAGAGCGAUACUGUUGUAAGUGAGUUAAGUGAGGAGGAUGCAACCUAUGAGGUAUUCGACUCUAUUGAGGACGAGGUUGUUCAGGAUGAUCGGCCUGCUACAAGAAGAAAAGGAACAAGGGGAAGACCAAAGAACGACGUCAAAACAACUAAAAAAGAUUCCAGCUUAACAUUAAAGAAGGGUGACAAAGACGUGUCCAAAAAUGUGACCGAUGAAGAAGAGGCGACCUAUCAGAUUCUUGACUCUGUGGAGGGCGAGACGGCUGACGAUCAGCCCCACUCGGGACCGUCAGAAGAGACCGUUUUGAAAAACAUUGACCAGCAAACAAAGGAAAGUGAAUCUCUGACAGGAUCACCCAAAAAUGAGGAGGAAGAUGAGCCGAUGUAUCAAAUCAUAGAUUCUCUGGAUGACGAUCAAGUUCAAGAACAGCUGGCGACUGUAGAGGACAAGACAAAAGAUAAAACUUCUUCAAAAGAAGAGUUAUCAGCGGAAAAAGAAGACACACCGACAUGUGUUGGCGCAGUUGUGGAAGAGACCGAAAAGGAAGAGGAGACUCUGUUUCAGAUAGUUGAUGAUUUAGUGGAGUCAAAUGAUGAUGCAUCUGCUGCAGAAGGGUCUGGUACAGGAAAUAAGGAAAGUACACCCAGAGCAGACAUUCAGAAAGAGGACAGAUUAACAACUAAAUCCCAGAGCGAUGCUGCCAUUCUUGAGAUGGAGAACAAAGAAAGGUCGCCUGAGAAAGACGACACAACGAGCACUCUGGUGAACCUGGACGAAGUGAGCGAGGAGGAGGAGGAUUACCCAGACGACGCGGUCGAGGAGGAAGAACUGAGGAAGCGACAAGCCGCUGUAAAAAAGAAGCAGUCCACCAAGGAGAGAGAAGCAAGGAGGAGCAAGGAGAGGGAGGAAAGGAGGACCAGGGACACAGAGCAGAGGGAGCGAAGUAGCCGGAGCGGCAGCAGCAGUGGAGGAGCAAGGAGGGAAAAGGAGAAGAGGGCGAGGGAAAAGGAGGAGAUGGUGGCGGUAGACCCCAAGGAGCUGGUGACUCUGGAUGAGGUGGGCGCAGAUGACGCUGGACAGGAGAGAGCGCUAGAGAGCAAGGAGUGGGAUGAGGAGAUCACGGAGGGGGAGCUGCAGGCACUCGUCACUCUGGAUGAGUUCAUAGAAGAAGAGGAGGAUGGGAAGGUCGAGCAAAGCCCGCCGGAGACCCACCCACCCAGCCAGGAGGACGAAUCGGUGGACUUCUUAAACCCAGAGACUUUGGUGACUUUGGAUGAAGCUGGCGAUGAUGAGGAGGAGAAGCCGGACGAAGAGCAAGCUGAGCGAACCCCAACAUCUGCCAAACGCAAAACCGAUGAUGACUCGGUUUUAGAAGAAAGUAUGAACUUUGUGACAGUGGACGAGGUGGGAGAGGAGGAGGAGGAGGAGGAGGAGGAGGAAAAGGAAGCGGUAAAAACCAGGACAAGAGGACGACCCAAGAAGAGAACCAGACAAACCCCCGUGAGGAAAUCUACCAGAGGGAAAAAGGUGACCGCAAAAGACGAGAGAGAACAAGAAACGGAGCCAGCUGGCACUGAUGUACUGCCUCCAACUGCACUCGAUGCCUCCUCGUCACUGGACAAAGGUCCAUCUGUGGUGUCAAGCGUCGGCCAGCCGGAGAUCCAGAAGACGGAGGUGGAAGCAGCCGGCCAAGCCGACAUCGAUGCUGCCUCUGCUGGGCAGGAGCUGCAGCCGGAGUGUCCGGAGAACCAGACAUGUGUGGAGGAAGGAGAGAAGGAGGAGAAGGAAGGAGGGAGCAGGGUGGACAUUAAAGUUGCCAGUAAGCGGAGGAGGGAGCUUCUCGGACCUGAAGCAAAGCGCUCUCGUUCUCAGUCUCCUUCUAUCUCCUCUGACCUCAAACUGCCGGCAUUCAAACCCAACAACCCCCUCGGUCAGGAGUUUGUGGUCCCAAAGUCCGGGUACUUCUGUAACCUGUGCUCUAUUUUCUACCUGAACGAGUGCACCGCCAAGGACCUCCACUGCAGCAGCCAGAGACACUAUGACAACCUACAGAAACAUUUCCAGAAGCUUCAACAGAAACCAUCAAGAAGCUCCACACAAAGUUCCCAAGGCUCCGUUUCUGAUUGAUCCCAACUCCAACAUUUAACUGUUGUUGUUUUUUCUUUUCUUGUUAAAGUGUGAAAAGCUGAACUAGUACCACGUCUGCAGCUUUACAAACCCUUACAGAGGGUUUUAGUUGACAAAUCAUUAUGUGUAUAAUACGCCAUGUUGGUCAUAACUAAUUGCUAUAUAGCAUUUGUUUUUCCUAUAAAUGUGUAAAUAUUACUUCUACCAUGAUACUUAAUUGAUAUUUUAGCAUGUAUUGUCCCAUUUCAAACUCUCCAACUCUACAGUUCUGGUGCCUUGCUCUGCCGACAGUUAGUUACAUUUCAUCAGUUGUGAUGUGGAAACAUGGCUCAUUUACUCAUAAAUAAAAGAUUACUACAGUA
Messenger RNA from Anarrhichthys ocellatus (wolf-eel), 12537 nucleotides. RefSeq lists its product as uncharacterized. Gene Ontology annotation, molecular function: zinc ion binding; RNA binding. The record is from RefSeq and is a predicted model, not a curated record. The transcript is spliced from 35 exons. Gene Ontology annotation, cellular component: nucleus. The coding region runs from base 1616 to 12175 and encodes 3519 amino acids. Lineage: Eukaryota; Metazoa; Chordata; Actinopteri; Perciformes; Anarhichadidae.